Triticum dicoccoides is the source of this 1067-nucleotide messenger RNA. RefSeq names its product aquaporin NIP1-2-like. The transcript is spliced from 5 exons. Bases 131 to 937 code for a protein of 268 amino acids. The record is from RefSeq and is a predicted model, not a curated record. Gene Ontology annotation, biological process: transmembrane transport. Gene Ontology annotation, molecular function: channel activity. Gene Ontology annotation, cellular component: membrane. NCBI's taxonomy places the organism in Eukaryota, Viridiplantae, Streptophyta, Magnoliopsida, Poales, Poaceae.
ACACACUCUUGAAGGACAUCAAUGCUAUCAAGGAGUACAGACCAGGAGAAGGAGAAGUAGGGUAGUGCGCGCAACGGAGAGGACAGUAUGCCACUAACCUAAGAGAGACGACGGAGGCGACACCGGAGCCAUGGAGGAAGGGCGAGACGAGAAAGAGGCCACGUCUGAGAAUUCAGAAGACCGGGGCAACACUAGUGACAGCAGCAGAUGCGACGGCAGCGGCCUGAUGUCCGUCCAAUUCAUGCAGAAGAUUCUUGCCGAAAUUCUGGGCACCUACUUCAUGAUCUUGGCGGGUUGCGGCGCCGUGGUGGUGAACCAGAGCACGGGCGGCGCGGUGACGUUCCCGGGGAUCUGCGUCGUGUGGGGGCUCGUCAUCAUGGUCAUGGUCUACUCCGUCGGCCACGUCUCCGGGGCGCACUUCAACCCCGCCGUCACCAUCGCCUUCGCCACCUGCCGCCGCUUCCCGUGGAAGCAGGUGCCGUCCUACGUGCUGGCUCAGGUGCUGGGAUCCACGCUGGCGAGCCUGACGCUGCGACUGACGUUCGGCGGCGCGCACGGGCACUCGUUCGGGACGAUGCCGUCCGGUUCGAGCACGCAGGCGGUGGCGCUCGAGUUCAUCAUCUCCUUCUACCUCAUGUUCGUCGUCUCGGGCGUGGGCACGGACGACAGAGCAGUUGGUGAGUUGGCUGGUCUCGCAGUUGGUGCCACCGUCGUGCUGAACGUGCUCUUUGCCGGGCCGAUCACGGGGGCGUCGAUGAACUCUGCGAGGAGCCUAGGGCCGGCGAUCGUCGCCUGCCGGUACGGCGGUGUGUGGGUGUACGUCGUCGGCCCGGUGUGCGGGACGGUGGCGGCAGCCUGGACCUACAACCUCAUACGGCUCCCGGACAAGCCGAUCGCCAGGAGCGGGUCGACUGCGUCGUUUCUCAGACCGCUGUAAGGGGUUAAAUUUAGGAUGGAAAAUUUGCUUUAACCAGUGGCAAUUAGAUUGUGAUGUUACAUGGUGAGAAAUGUACAUGCGCAUGGGUCUUUUCACCGACAUAAACCCGAUUCCAAGUAAAGUUUCUCCU